Messenger RNA from Lineus longissimus, 2584 nucleotides. Its product is annotated as V-type proton ATPase subunit H-like. Gene Ontology annotation, biological process: proton transmembrane transport. The record is from RefSeq and is a predicted model, not a curated record. Gene Ontology annotation, molecular function: proton-transporting ATPase activity, rotational mechanism. Lineage: Eukaryota; Metazoa; Nemertea; Pilidiophora; Heteronemertea; Lineidae. Gene Ontology annotation, cellular component: vacuolar proton-transporting V-type ATPase, V1 domain; lysosomal membrane. Bases 52 to 1599 code for a protein of 515 amino acids. The transcript is spliced from 14 exons.
GGUUUUGGUGAGACUGAGAAUAUUUGUUUGAGGUGCUUGUGGCAGACGCACAUGCAAGACAGUUCGAAUUGGUGGACAAUGGAGCCGAAUGAGACAUUAGUGAGUGAGCCAGCCAUGCCAGGCUCCACCAAGGCAAGUGGCACGGAGACACCCUGCCUGAUGGAAGACAGCCAGGAAAACCCAAAAGAGAAAGUGCGUCUUGACUUGUUCACCAUCACAGGAUACGCUACAACAAAUGACGGAGUAUAUGUUGCUACGAGCCUGUUGCAGCAGCGAGCCAAUGACAUCCGACAGAACAGAAUCAACUGGCAGUCAUAUCUUCAAGGUCAGAUGAUAAUUCAAGAAGAUUUCAACUUCAUCACAACUUUUGACAACUCGACUCCAGAAAUCCGGAGGAAAUUGCUAAAGGAUAAUGCUAACCAGUGUGCCAAAACAUUCCUGAACCUGAUGGCUCACAUCUCAAAGGAUCAGACCGUACAAUACAUCCUGACCAUGAUUGAUGAUAUGCUACAAGAGGACAAGUCCCGCGUGGAGAUAUUCAAAGAUUAUGCAAAGAAGAGUCGUGAUUCUGUUUGGGGGCCGUUUCUGAACAUGCUAAAUCGACCAGAUGGGUUCAUUGUUAACCAGACGAGUCGUAUCAUCGCUAAGAUAGCGUGUUGGAGCAAGGAGCUGAUGGAGGGUGCAGACCUGCAUUAUUACCUCACCUGGCUUAAGGAUCAGAUGCGUGUCCCGGGAAAUGAGUAUCUCCAGACAGUCGCCAGAUGUCUUCAGAUGAUGCUCAGGAUCGAUGCGUACAGAUACGCGUUUGUCGAGGUGGACGGAAUCAGCACUUUGAUCUCGGUCCUGGCUGGGAAGGUCGGCUUCCAGCUCCAGUAUCAGUUGACCUUCUGCAUCUGGUGUUUGACCUUCAACCACAAGUUGGCUGAAAAACUAACCGACAAAAUCGAAUCUGGCAGUAGAAGAUAUAACGUCAUCCCGAUCUUGUCGGACAUCUUGAGCGAGUCGGCACGGGAGAAAGUCACCAGGAUCAUUCUUGCCACGUUUAGGAACAUGUUAGAGAAUCCUACCGUUCCUGACAUCAUCCAAGACUACGCGCUUGCGAUGGUCCAGUGCAAGGUGCUGAAACAGCUACAGCUCCUCGAGUCGAGGAAGUUUGAUGAUCCUGACAUCGCAGAUGAUAUCACAUUCCUUCAUGAGUUCUUGCAGACCAGUGUUCAAAAUCUCAGUUCGUUUGAUGAGUAUUCGACCGAGAUCAAGUCUGGCCGCCUGGAGUGGAGUCCUGUUCACAAGUCGGAGAGAUUCUGGAGGGAAAAUGCUGGUCGACUCAAUGAGAAGAACUAUGAAUUACUAAAGAUAUUGAUCCGACUCCUCGAGUCUAAUCGUGAUCCACUCAUCCUGUCAGUGGCAGCGCAUGAUAUAGGAGAAUAUGUGAGACAUUAUCCGAGAGGAAAACACGUCAUCGAGCAUCUUGGAGGAAAACAACUAGUCAUGAAAAUGUUAUCACACGAGGAUCCAAACGUUCGCUAUGAAGCGUUGCUUGCUGUGCAGAAAAUCAUGGUGCAUAAUUGGGAAUAUUUAUCACGAACGACGGGGGUAUAACAGGCGGAUGAUUCAUGGGGUAUCGGCCUGCCAUGAUCGAUGGGAUAAAUUGCAUGAAUGAUAACAAUAUUCUGUUGUUGAUUGGUUGUUUUCGAUGGGACAUCAAGGACGCCAUGGACAUUAUUGCAUGUUGAAGUCCACCAGGACUGAUAUUGACAUGAUGUUUGAAUGUUUGUGUAUUUCAUUAUCAUAGGACCCUGGCCUACCAAAAUGGUUAUCACUAACUGGAGCAGAGUCUAGUUGGGGCGCCAAGUACCCCACGGUAGAAGGAGGUAGAGUACAAGAUUUUCCGGGAAUGACCUUUCAAGCAGAGAAACACAUUAUCAAAAUUCCCUGAAAAAGCUGUGAAUAAAUAUUAAACCAUUUUGACAGGCAAGAGUCCUGAAUGAGACCGAGUAUACAUGUGCAUGUACCACAGAACCAUGUGGUCAUAUUGGUGAUUGGUAAAUUAUUAUUUGGACAGAGGCAAUCUGACUUUGUGUAAUUAUUCUGGCCAACCCAUGUGAUGGGAUGAGAUGAUGGAGAUGGUAUCUCAGCUAGCCUCAAUGUCUGUCAGUAUUUCAAGCCGUCUAUGUCACCAAUGCCAUGAGGACGUAAGUAGGUUGGCUGGGCCAAGACUGCAGAUCAUCUUGGGUUGAAAACUCAAGUGUUCAUGGCUGUACUUUCAAUUCUGUUUAGCCACUGUCUACUAUCCUAGUAGUGCGGACAGAAUUACACAAAGUCAACAGAUUAGGGGGCAGAGGUGGUGGCAUAGCAUAGCAGGUGGGUCUGUCCUGGUUCAGUUCUUUGAACGUCUCAAUCAGGAUGUAGAUACAGGAGUGGCAGGCAGUAACUCCCACUUCUUGCAGGAUGUGACUUGGUCUUCCAUCGGUCAGACCUUGGUAUUAAAAAGGUGUAUUUAUCUGUGUAUCAAUCUGUGUAACUACAAAUAUGUGUAUAAAAGAGGCUAAUUAAAUAGCGAGUAAAUUAAAUGAAUGUGAUGUAA